Molecule: messenger RNA, 1194 nt
Organism: Komagataella phaffii GS115
Lineage: Eukaryota; Fungi; Ascomycota; Pichiomycetes; Pichiales; Pichiaceae
Exons: 1
Coding region: 1-1194 (397 amino acids)
Source: RefSeq, a predicted model, not a curated record
AUGCAACAAUCCUCUCAAAAUCUGUCCGAGACCGCCGAAUCCGAUUCUGAAUUUGUCUACAAACCUCCCAUUGAGACAUGGACGGUCAAUGGAAAAAGAGUGGACGGGUUCUUUGUCCCUGGAGGAAAUGUGCAUAUUGGUAGUGAGAAUACCUGGGGUGUAAUGGUCUAUAACAUAAACUGUUUGCUUUUGCAUGCAACCUUCUGGUUGUAUUCCUAUUAUAUCGUUGCUCAGGAGCAGAUUGGAUUCUUUAGGGAGGUUCUAUAUCAGCUGUUUUGGUCGACAGUCCAGGAUUUAACAAGUGGAUUUCACAAUCCCCAAAGCUUCCUUUCUAUUCCCUAUAAAGUGGCCUAUAGGGCCCAAUCGAAGUUACUGGCGCAUAAAAUUCCGACUAGCCCCAAUGAGAUCAGUGUGGCAUUGCCCAAAAAGGGGGUUCCUGCUCAUAUUGGAUUGGAACUAGAGUUUCAGCAAUUGGUUAUCGGGCUACCGCCUCCGAUGCCUCAGCCUUAUCUGACAGCUGACAAAAUUGAAGUAAAACCCUCUGAAAGAGAGAUCCAACGAAUUCAUGAGCUCCGGGCAAAGUACAAGUCACAAAAGAAGGCUCACUAUGUGGAAGAGAAAUUACGAAUUCUCACGGAUUGUGCCAAACUUAUUGCCUGGAGUGCUUACACUGAAAUUAAAACCCUUAGCUUGUAUGUGAAAAAUGACGAGAUAUGGGACUUCAAUGACUUGACCAACAUCGUAAAAGCAGAACUGAACUUCCUAGAUCCUUCACAGGUACAGUCGAUAAAAUUGCUCAAGCUAAAUUCGAAUGAGUGUUUUAUGAUCGAUGAUGUGAACACAAUCAUAAGAGUUCCAGAUCCAGAUCAUCCUAGCACUUUCUGUGAUCUGACAGUAAUUCUACUAUCUGAAAAAGACUCUAUUGUGUCGAUUCUAAAGGAGAAGUUGGUUCUAUCAGAUGGAGAGCUUGACUUGGAGAAAGAAUUUGAAAAAUAUGGCCUACCAGUCCUAAUCCUCCAUCCAACUCCAAAGAAUAAACCCGCAAAUUGUUUGAAUGGGUUCCCAAUUCACGAUUUCUCCGGCAAAAUUACAUUGUACGCUAAAAACGAACCUCUAACAUUUAGCUUUUUCACUAGAGCCAUCAAUGAUUUUGUUCAAACUGAAAAGACCCACCUUCUGUUGGAGUCCUAUUGA